GCCAAAUUUUGUUGCGUGGUGCAAAAUAGUCGUGGUUAUCAAAGUUGAGAAAAGUCGUAAAGUGAAAAUACGAAAAAAAUAAAAAAUGUUAUGUGAUUUCGUUAACAUUUCAAGGGGAAAAUAUUUGUAGAGAGUUGAAGUUUAUUAGUACGGAGCCGUGAUUUCCCUAUCUACAGAUAUAGUGACAUUCAGGCUUAUAUCUAGACGCUUAAAAUUUUAUGAACGAUAUGCACGGAAUUUUGAUUGUAUAAUGAAUGUCUUUGGAAAGCCAUUAAUCGUCUGUAAACUACACUAUGAUUUUGAUAGCACUAAGUUAAAAUAAAUGAAUUCUAGUGAUAAAGUUUGUGAAUUUUUAUGAAAAUGAUUCCGCGUGUCAGAAAAUAUGAACAUUAAAUUGCUAUGAAAUAGGCCUAGCUACGAGUGCAGUGAUAUGCGAGAACUCUGUUUUUAAAAUGUGGUUUUUAGUGCUUGCAAUUUGUAUCGAUUUCAGGGAUAGUAUUUUCAUUAAAACUUUAUUGAAAUAUUUAUUUUUCGCUUUAAAUUAUUGCGGUAUUCCCGCCUUAUAAAACAUGAUUGCUAAAUUUUGAACUCAAAUUAAAAACAUCAGUUGUAAAGACAUGAUCAUGUGACAGUUUGGAAUAAAAUAAAAUCGUGUGCAAAAAGUGCUUGGAUAAUUUGGAUUGGUGAAUAUCCGUUGCUAAAAAUAGCUUCGAUAGGGCUCGUGCGGAAUGCGACCAAUCAGAUUGAGUGUUACUUGGUGGCUAGGUUGUGUGAAUUGCAUCUUGGUUCUCUUGUGUUUGGUGAAAACUUUUACAUCAGCAGAAACAAAGACGUUGAAUGAAUUCUGGUUCAUAAGUCAGUUGCCGCUUCAAGCGGUAAGUUCUGGCAUUAUCUGUGAUAACAUUCCCGGGUUAAUUGGAAAACAAAGACGAAUGUGUCGUUUGCACCAGGACGCAAUGGUUCCCCUCGGACAGGGGGCGCUAGAAGGGGUACACGAGUGCCAACACCAAUUUCGAAAACAUAGAUGGAAUUGCAGCACAUUGGAAAGGGACGCUUCAGUGUUUGGAAAAAUACUUUUAAAAGUCGGGACACGAGAGGCAGCAUUUGUUUAUUCCAUAUCAUCUGCUGGUGUUGUAUAUUCCAUUACACGUGCGUGUAGUCUAGGUCAUUUAAGCACGUGCGCUUGUGAUCCCGGUAAGAAAGGGAAAAGUCGAGACAAAAAAGGUCAGUGGUUCGAGUGGGGAGGUUGUAGCGAUGAUGUCAACUAUGGUAGAAAAUUUGCUCGCACGUUUAUUGACGCUAAGGAGAGGAAAAAUAUGGACGCACGUGCAUUGAUGAAUCUUCACAACAACAGAGCGGGUCGCCAGACUGUAAAAAAGAUGCGGAAACUAGAAUGUAAAUGUCACGGAAUUAGUGGGUCAUGCGCAAUGAAAACAUGCUGGCGUGCAAUGAGAGAUUUUAGACGUGUAGGUACCUUCCUGAAGAAACGAUAUAAUGGAGCCGUUAAGGUGAUGAUGAACCAAAAUGCCGCAGACAGCGAGCUGAUAGUUGCCAAUAAAAACUUGAAGAAACCGACAAAAUUUGAUUUAGUAUAUUUUGACGAGUCACCAGACUACUGUACAAAAGAUUUAGGGCUAGGGUCCUUUGGAACUAGCGGACGAGAGUGUAAUAAAACGUCUAUGGAUACAGACGGAUGUGACAUCAUGUGUUGUGGUCGAGGUUUUGACACUGAAGUUGUACAGCGCGUGGACCAAUGUGAAUGUAAAUUUCACUGGUGUUGUGACGUCAUAUGUCAAAACUGCACAAAGACUGUUGAAAGACAUACUUGUAGAGGCGAGGUUCCAUACCCAAGGUCCACACAUAGAAAUUACGGAUUGAGACUGUAGGAAAAUACAGUUGGUCAGCUGGGUUUGCAAUAUCUGACGCAAUCUUAAAAAAAAUCCCCAGCGUCUACGUCCCUACAGUUUUACACACAUAUGGUUGUUUGUCAGCUUAUUUAUCUAAAGUGACUUUUAAGUCGAGAUCUGAUUAUAGUUUGAAUGUAAAAGUAACUACAUGUACAAGGUGCUGGAAAUUUAGUGACAAUUAUAUGGAUGUUGAAGUAUUUGAAACAGCCACUUUUUUAAGGAGAGUCAUGGUAUUUGAGGAAUAAAAAGGGUGAAAAGCAACAAAAAACCAUAACAUACAAAAGAAAUUGUCUCAGACGAGAUUUCGACUAAAAAGUACCUGGCGCAAUAUGACGAAUCUGAAAUAAUUGUAGAUGAAUAUGAUGUUAGCGUUAUGUACAUAUAGGAGUUGACUAUGACUGUCAAAUUUAUUUGUUGCAGAUACAAAUGUUUUAUUGAAUUUGCAACUGAUUAGAUAAAUGGAAUAUUUUUUUAUAAAAGAUUGUUGUUACUUUUGAACUAUUAAAAAAUGUUAACUUGAAAUUUUGUACAUGCAGUCUUUUAGACCAGGUAGGCAAGACUUUUGUCUGUAGAAGACAACUACAAGAGAUGCUAAAUGUUCAUUUCACAGUUGGAAUGACUUAAAUACAAAUAAAAAAGGUAAAUCUUCAAGAGUAAUGCUACAAAUAUAUUCAACAAAAAGCAAACUGUACAAUCAAUAUGUACACACAUUUUUUUCCGAGGUAAAGGAAGCUUAAAUUAUUUGGUUUUGAAGGAACAUAAUUUGCUUGAUCAGAAGUUGUUCUAUGAUAAGUUGAUAACAUGUAAUUUAUCUUGGAUAAUUCAAGAUGUAUACAUGUAUAUAUAUGUUGGUGAACAGUGUAAUAUAUGUUUCUCUUGUGAUAUGUGAUAUACCUCAUUGUAAAUAUUGAGAUUAAAACUAAUAUGCUGUAUUUCAUCUUUGGACUUUUAUAUAAUAGCAUCAGUUUAUAUGUUAGACCCACAUUAUUGUAUCCUUUUAUACUGACGUUCUUAAAUGUUUGACGGAGUUUUUAUUAGUUUUAUUUAUUUCUUAAAAAA
This is a messenger RNA of Ruditapes philippinarum (Manila clam), 2966 nucleotides long. Its product is annotated as protein Wnt-2b-A-like. Gene Ontology annotation, cellular component: extracellular region. The coding region runs from base 729 to 1886 and encodes 385 amino acids. The record is from RefSeq and is a predicted model, not a curated record. The transcript has 6 exons. Gene Ontology annotation, biological process: multicellular organism development; neuron differentiation; cell fate commitment. Gene Ontology annotation, molecular function: frizzled binding; cytokine activity. Lineage: Eukaryota; Metazoa; Mollusca; Bivalvia; Venerida; Veneridae.